AUAAAAUCUCUAGGUUAUUACUAUUAAAUUUCUUGCAGUAUAACGAAAAAUUGUAUAGUUAUAACAUCUUAGAAAUGUACAUCCUAUUGUGCUGUUAUAUAAUGGAAAUUUUUUAAUUAUUAAAUUAUAAUAUAUCUUACACACGACACACUACGUGCUCGGAGUGGUUUGAAGUUUUUAUAGUACUUAUUGGUAGCAUUGGCCGGCAGCAAAAUGGCGACCUCGUUUUGCUGGGAAAGUAAAAUCCAAGAAAAGUUCGAUGUUAAUAUCAGGCUAUCGUACGUGACAUGUAAAUAAUAAACGAGAUUUCGUUUAUUUAAUAUUAAAGGAACCACGUUAAUCAUCAUUAAACAUCAUACUUUGAAUAUUCGAUGAGUUUUCGGUGAUACGUUUCUGACAGCGUGUCCGCAAUGGCCGAUGACUCUACUCCCCUGCCUAAAAGGCGUCAAUUGCGAGAAAGGACUAGGAAGUUAUAUACAGAUGAUUGGACUAUUGGCGACGAGGAAAUCGAGGGUCGUAGGACGUUUCAGCUCGAUGAAAAAAUUGAAUGUGACAGAUACAAUCUUAGUAAUUUUUCUGGAUUAUUCCGUGAAAUGGCUGGUUCAGAACUUACUCUAGCAUACCUGCAGAAGCAUGGUCUUAGCAUACCCUUAUUAUUCAGAGACAAAUCUGGAUUGGGAUUACGAGUACCUAGUUCAAACUUUUCUGUCAAUGAUGUCAGAACAUGUGUUGGUUCCAAGAGAGUACUAGACGUAAUGGAUGUCAAUACACAAAAAAAUGAAGAUAUGACAAUGAAAGAAUGGCAAAAGUAUUAUGAAGAUGCUAACAAGGAACGUUUAUUGAAUGUCAUCUCUUUAGAAUUUAGUCAUACUAAAUUAGAGAACUACGUACAGUCACCUGCAUUAGUACGACAAGUUGACUGGGUGGAUGUUGUAUGGCCAAGACAUUUGAAAGAAGCUCAAGUGGAAUCUACAAAUCUUUUGGAAGAUAUGAUGUAUCCAAAAGUGCAGAAGUAUUGUUUGAUGUCUGUGAAAGGGUGUUAUACGGACUUUCAUGUUGAUUUUGGUGGAACUAGUGUUUGGUAUCAUAUCCUACGAGGUGGAAAAAUAUUUUGGCUUAUCCCUCCCACUGAAAAAAACUUAGCUCUUUAUCAAGAAUGGGUAUUAAGUGGAAAACAAUCAGAUGUAUUCUUUGGAGAUAUGGUGGACAGAUGCGGUAGAAUAAGUUUAACAGCUGGUAUGACAUUGUUCAUCCCAACUGGUUGGAUUCAUGCUGUCUAUACACCUCAAGAUUCAUUAGUUUUUGGUGGAAAUUUUUUACAUAGUUUUGGUAUUGAAAAACAGUUGAAAGUUGCACAAGUUGAAGAACAUACAAAAGUUCCACAAAAAUUCAGAUAUCCAUUUUUCACUGAAAUGUUAUGGUAUGUAUUGGAAAGAUAUGUACAUGUGCUGCUAGGGAGAAGUCACUUAGAUAUUUCUGAGUCACAUCGUCAACAUUCAAUUCCACAACACCAUCAACAUCUGCACCUAACACCAUUUGAGUUACAUGGUUUAAAAGCAAUAGUUAUGUAUUUACAUUCAUUACCUUCUACUAAGAAGAAUGUGCCUGACCUUAUCCGUGAUCCUGUUGCCUUAAUUCAUGACGUUCGAUGUUUGGUAGAGCAACACAGGCAUGAUAAUCCAGAAGCAGCUGUAACAGGAAAUCCGGUGUUACCACCUCCACCACCAUUGACAAUUGCAGAAAGGGAGCGCUUGAGAGUAACUAAGAAAAGUUUUGCAAAGAUACAGAGGCAUCACUCACAGGAAAAGUCUGAAAGAGCUUUCCCGCGGCGAAGACGCACUAGGUGUAAAAAGUGUGAGGCGUGUACAAGGACUGAUUGUGGAGAGUGCAUGUAUUGUCAAGAUAUGGUGAAGUUUGGUGGAAGUGGUCGUGCCAAACAAACGUGCUUAAUGAGGCAAUGUCUGAGGCCUAUGCUCCCAGUUACUGCAGCAUGUAAAGUUUGCAGAUUAGAUGGCUGGGGACAGCCACCUGCACCUUUAAUGGGCAAACCAACACCAACAGCACCGUCAAGUUUAGUAGAAUGUUCAAUAUGUUUUGACAUUGUCCAUCCAGAAUGCAUAGGAAUGGAUCAGCAAACUAUAACCGUCAGCGAUGACUUACCGAACAGUUGGGAGUGUCCGUCGUGUUGUGAAAGCGGUCGAAAUCUAGACUGCAGACCACGUCAACCUAAGGCUCGUGCACGAAAACUGUCUGUAUCUAGUGCUGCUUCAUCAGCACCGACAACAGACUCUGAACGAGCUACUACACCAAGUAAACGUUCAAGACCCGAUCCCAGCGAUGCAUGGAAUGACAGAGAACCGGCUGAGGGUGAACAGAGAACAGCUUUGCGUACACAAUUAGCAGUACAAUUAACAGGUUCAAGUAGUAAGUCAUUGAAGAGGCCCCAUGUGGUUGUUAGGCCUGUUCCGCUUCCGCCUGUUCAAAGACCAGGGCCCGAUUUUAAUGGACAAUCUUUAGCGUAUGACAAGACAGCAUUACUUGCUAUUUUUAGAUUUUUAAAUGCAAAGGAUCUGGCGAAUUGUGCCUUGGUUUGCCGUACAUGGGCCAGAUAUAGCAUAGAUCCUAGUUUGUGGAGAAAAUUGGACAUGUCUCAUUCUCAUCUAACAGCUUUACAUUUGACUGGUAUUAUACGCCGCCAACCGGAACAUCUGUCUCUUGACUGGACAAAUGUUACUAAAAGACAAUUAGCCUGGCUGCUAAGUAGAUUACCGCAACUUAGAACAUUAUCUGUACAAGGUUGCACGUGGGCGGGAGUAUGUGCUUUGAGAACUUGCACUUGCCCACCACUCGUCACCUUAGACUUGAGUCAUGUAUCUGGACUGAACGACUCAAGUUUGAGAGAAGUUCUCAGUCCACCUACAGACUCAAGACCUGGUUUGAUUGACAAAACAUCAAGAUUGAAACAUGUUAAAAAUUUAUCUUUGGCUGGAUGUGAUAUCACUGAUGUAGCUUUGAGAUAUAUUGUUCAACACUUGCCGUAUCUCGAAACGUUAGAUCUGUCAUCUUGUGGCAGAGUUACUGAUGCUGGCGUAGCUCAACUAGCAACUUCACCAGCGCAAUCAGUAUCAAAUCUAGCGUCACUCAACUUGUCAAACUGUAGAUUACUCACGGAGGCAACACUAGAUCACUUGGCAAGAUGUAAAGUGCUUAAACGUUUGGAUCUCAGACACACGACUCAAGUUUCGACACAAUCUGUAAUUAAAUUUGCUGCGAAAAGUAUUCAUAAUCUACAUGUAACGGAUGUUAAAUUAGUGGAAGAGAAAAGGAUUAAGACAGACGUUAAAGUUUCAUGAAAAACUGUAUUUGUUUGUUAUGAAAGUUUUUGGCAAGUGCAAUUCGGUUACUGAUUCACUAGAAAGUGAAACCUAGUAUGUAAACUGGCAAUUAUUUAUAAUUAUCAUCAUUCAUUAGCACCGUAUUGCAACUUUAUAACAUAAAAUCAUGGACCUGACUAGCAUAGGAUUUCUAACAUGUUCAGUUUCACCACUAUCAUCAUGCAGUCUGGGUAGAAACUAUAUCUGUAAAUGAUUUAUAAUGAUCAAGGAAUGUUUUAUUUGUUUUAUUUUUAUUACUGUAGAUGCUGUCUUCCUUUAUGCCUGGAUAGCUCUGUGCAUAUACUCAAAUAUUUUCAUGAAUACAGGAUAUUAAAUAAGUAAUGCGGAUUUUAAAAAAUAUUUGCAGUUAAUUAACGUGGAAAUAUAUUAAUUGAAUCGGGAAUGUGUCGUAGCCUGACGGGAUCUAGCCUUUCUAGCAACUAAAGCUAAGAGCGGUUUAAUAAAUGCGGCUAUUGAGUUACAUUGAUCAUGUAACGGAAAUCAUUACUCGCUUAAUAUUCAGUAUUCUAUUAGUACGAAAUGAGAUGUUUGCAUCAGUAUAGAAAUGACUACUGUCACAGUUUUGAGAAGACGAACGGGCAGUAUUUAGUUGGAAUUCUAUACAGAUGUGGAAGAAAUACGGAUGCGGGUAAUACGGAAACAAACAUGUAUGUCUGUAAUCUUGCGACAGGUACUCGGUUGAUUAGCAUAUCGAUGAUAUUAAUCACCGAUAUAUAAAUAAAAGAAAGAAAGAGGUAUAUUUAUUUGUAUGUGUGUUUCGAUAAAUUUCGAACGCAACGGUCACUAACUGACACGAAAGUCGCGAAACUAAUGCAACCUGUUGACUACAUAAACUCAUACUAUAUAGAUACGAACGCGCGCAAUGAAACAUAUUCGUCUAUACCACUUCAUAAUAUUAUUAGAUAGGUGAUUAAUAUUACACUGAAAGGAAAACAUGUACAUUACAUGAAUGUUUUAAUUUACGAUCUGGAUGCUGUGUUCAGUUUAAAUGUUUUUAUGUAAACGAAUGUACAUACAGUUAAUUUCUUUUUAUAAAUUUACAUUUCAGUUUUAUUUUUUGUUGUGCAUAUUAUGUGCAUAAUUUGAGAGUGAUAAUAAUAAUAAUAAUGGAGAGCAAUAAGAAUUUAAUUACCUGCACUUUAAUGCCUCCGUUGUUUCACGAACUUCGUCGCGUACGCAAGGUGUUACGCGCGGUUUAACGAAUACAUCUUUCUCAGUGUGUCACUCGAAAGAUGCAUGAACUAUCCGCACUAAUAAAAGUUCAGCUUAUUUUUUCAACUUAGCUCGCAGUGCAAUGUUGUCAUCACACUUGUUGACGCGGAAUUGUUCAAACGCGAAUACAUUUUUAUAAUUCAAGCAUGCUUAAAAAUACUUAAGGUACGACUAAUGUUCUAAAAACUACAACACCAUUGUAUAGAAUAUGUAAUCCACAGAGAACUAUAGCGAUAUUCUGAUUUUCAAAUAUAAUUUUAAAUUUUAAAAACUUCGGCAUCGUCCUUACCUGUUCGUUUUAGUGACACUGUGUAUUUUACAAUUUUACUUUUAUUAUAGUUAGUCAUAUUAGUCGAAUAAUUAUAAAACAACACAAGAACUGUUUCGUCACACAAUCAUAGAAAAAAGAGAGAUUUGUACAUUUGCUGAGCGGCAACAACUAAACAUGUAAAUAAAUUUAUAAGUGUAUUCAAUGUUUACUUUACGACGCCAAUGCAUUCAAGGAAUAUGCUAGGGAUUUUGUCUCACGUCAUAUGUGCAUAUCUUUUCAGGCCACUCUAACGGGUGGUAGUGGAUUUUCUUUUUGUAGUUACAAAAGUAUAUAAUAAACACAUUUAUGUCAUCGUGUAUUCUAAAUAAAAGAGAAGUCAUCGUUAAAAAAAAUAAAGUUUGUAAAUUCUGGAAAACCUGCUCGUCGAUUGUAUUUCAGUUAUAUAAGCAUGCAUGUGGUAUAGUUUAUGGUAUGUUUCUCUUUUGAUUCGUAACGCUUCCAGUACAUUUUCCAUAGAUACUGGAGAAAACAAAUUAUUCUGUUCACUAGUCGUUAUUAAAGAGUAGUAAUUUCAUACGCUACGGAUAAAACUGAACAGAAAAUUUGAUUCAAGUGUGAGGUAUCCUAUAAAAUACAUUUAGGGUCAGUCGUUUUCGAGAAAGACAGUACCAGCUGGCCGCGCAGAAACACAACGAAGCGUACCUCAAGCACGACUAUUAUCAGCGAACCGCGAGAUACUUUGAGCGAGAGUGUAGAAUUGCCAGACACUAUGACUCGUGGAAUUAC
Molecule: messenger RNA, 5664 nt
Organism: Nomia melanderi (Alkali bee)
Lineage: Eukaryota; Metazoa; Arthropoda; Insecta; Hymenoptera; Halictidae
Product: jmjC domain-containing histone demethylation protein 1
Molecular function (GO): protein binding; zinc ion binding; DNA binding
Source: RefSeq, a predicted model, not a curated record